AUGCCCGAGAGCAGCGUCAACACCGAUCGUUGGUGGAAAUCCCCCAACCUUCGCCAGCUCAACUUGCUCCUCAUCAUUCCCAUGCUUUCAAUCUUUACCCAGGGAUUUGAUGGCAGCAUGAUGAACGGCUUGCAGUCGGUCGAGCCUUGGAGAGAAUACUUCGGCGAGCCCAAAGGCUCAACACUCGGCUUGUUCAAUGCCGCUUAUCCCAUGGGAGGUCUCGUUGCGAUCCCCUUUCUAUCCUUUGUCAGUGACACCUUUGGCAGACGAUCUGCCCUUGGUCUUGGAGCCUCCGUCUGCGUGAUUGGCGCUUCACUUCAGGCUGCGGCUCAGAACCUACCCAUGUUUGUCGUUUCCCGAGGUGUUCUUGGUUUCGGCGCCGUAUUUAUCGGUUCCUCUGGCGCCCCCUUGAUCACCGAACUCGCCCAUCCCGCCCACCGAGCCACUGCGACCGCACUGUUCAAUACGUCCUAUUCAUUGGGAUCUAUUGUUGCCGCUUGGGUUACUUUUGGUACAUUCCGCAUUGCAUCAAGCGCCGCCUGGCGAAUACCGUCUGGUAUCCAGGGCCUGCCGUCAGUCAUUCAGCUUCUUGGCUUAUGGUUCGUGCCUGAGAGUCCUCGUUGGCUCAUCUCCAAGGACAGGAAUGAGGAAGCUCUCCGAAUCUUAGCCAAAUAUCAUGCCGAAGGAAACGAAGAAGAUGCUCUUGUGCAAUUCGAGUACAACGAGAUCAUGAAUGCCCUUUCAUACGAGAGGAGUAUUGACCGUCAUAGUUGGGUUCAGAAUUAUCUCGAGUUUGUUCGCACCAAGGGUAACCGUAAGCGUCUCUUCAUCCUGCUCUGGUGCGCUUGUAUCAGUCAGAUGUCCGGAAACGCCUUUAUCUCGUAUUACCUUGCACCUGUCCUCACAUCCGUUGGUCUUACUACCAGUCUCAAGCAGACUCUUAUUAAUGCCACGCAACAAAUCCUUUCCUGGUUCUCGGCCCUAUACUUUGCUACCUUGCCCCAGAAGCUCGGUCGACGAACAUUAUUCCUGGCAUCCCUUUCAGCAAUCUUCGUCUGUCUAGUCAGUAUAACUACAGGAAGCGCCAUAUUUGCCAAGUACCAAAACAACAAAGCCGCAGGUGGCGCUGUUGUUGCGUUCCUAUACAUCUUUUCUCCAUCAUAUAACCUGGGACUUAACGGCAAUCUAGGUCUCUACAUCACAGAGAUUCUGCCAUUCAACCUCCGAAUGAGGGGCCAAGCGCUGUAUCAGUUGUUUGCUACCUGCUUCACCCUUCUCUCUACCUACGCCAUUCCCGUCGGCCUGGAUGAUCUGGCGUGGAAGCUGUACACUAUCUUUAUUCCUUGGGUCGUGAUCGAGUUCGCGGUGAUCUAUUUCGUGUUCCCAGAAACCAAGGGCCCGUCUCUGGAGGAAAUUGCCAUCAUUUUCGAUGGGAAGGACGCCGAUGCUUCCCCUGUGGGAAACAAAUUGGAUGAUGUCGAGCGCGCCGAGGUCGAACACAAGAUCUAA
Fusarium oxysporum Fo47 is the source of this 1509-nucleotide messenger RNA. RefSeq names its product general substrate transporter. Gene Ontology annotation, cellular component: membrane. Bases 1 to 1509 code for a protein of 502 amino acids. The record is from RefSeq and is a predicted model, not a curated record. Gene Ontology annotation, molecular function: carbohydrate:proton symporter activity. The transcript has 2 exons. Gene Ontology annotation, biological process: carbohydrate transport; transmembrane transport. Lineage: Eukaryota; Fungi; Ascomycota; Sordariomycetes; Hypocreales; Nectriaceae.